Messenger RNA from Gossypium arboreum, 357 nucleotides. RefSeq names its product B3 domain-containing protein At2g32645-like. The record is from RefSeq and is a predicted model, not a curated record. The transcript has 2 exons. The coding region runs from base 1 to 357 and encodes 118 amino acids. Gene Ontology annotation, molecular function: DNA binding. NCBI's taxonomy places the organism in Eukaryota, Viridiplantae, Streptophyta, Magnoliopsida, Malvales, Malvaceae.
AUGGGUGGUACGGGUUUGGUUUUGGUCAUACAAAAGACCAUCUUUUACUCCGAUGUCAACCCUACUGCCAGUCGUUUCUCCAUACCCUUCUCCCAAGUCAAGACUCAUGACUUCCUCAACAAGGCAGAGGCUAAAGAGUUGGCUCACAAAAACCCCAUGCAGGUGUGCCUCUUAGACCCAUCGUUGCAGCAAACAAGCAUUACCUUUAACAAGUGGGUUAUGGGGAACACCUCGCUCUAUGUCCUCACCAACACCUGGAACUGUGUUGUCAAGAACAACCAACUGGAGAAAGGGGUCAUGGUUCAGCUCUGGUCUUUCCGGAUGAAUUCCCUGCUUUACAUUGAAUUGUCUCUAUAA